Molecule: messenger RNA, 2271 nt
Organism: Telopea speciosissima
Lineage: Eukaryota; Viridiplantae; Streptophyta; Magnoliopsida; Proteales; Proteaceae
Exons: 1
Coding region: 59-2233 (724 amino acids)
Source: RefSeq, a predicted model, not a curated record
UCCUUUAUAAUCCUCAGUUCCUCAUAAUCAACAACCAAACGAAUUGUUGUACACCAAGAUGAGUUCAUCUCUCUGGCUUCUUCUUCAUCUCCUUCUCAUCAUAUUCUCUGCAACAGCAGAAGAUAUCGGUGACAGUACCAGCAUAGUCUUUACCACUCUGGGGAGAGCGACCUACGCCUUUGAUAUCUUCAGCCUCCCAACAUCUUACCCACCAGAGCAUAUCGAUGAGAUUUUACACACUGAUGGUCAAUCCGUGAACUUUAAUGGCUACUUUCCCUUUCCCUCUUCUUCAAUCCUAUCUCUGCUCCUCCCUAAUCAGACUCUCACACUAGACCCAAAUCUUUCACCUCCUGUGCAACUUCUCCUUUAUGUCACAGAGAGACUUGGCUCCUCCAACAUCUAUCUUGACGGCUAUUACAACGAUGACUCCAUCGACUUCAACCCAACAACAAGAAGAUCAGCUCUUGAAAGCCCAUCUCGAAUUCAGGUUGCUCUGUUAUACCCAAAACAAAUUGAUGGCAAGAUCUCGAUGAAGGAUCGACCUUCUGUUGCAGGGGAGCAUCUUAUCUAUGUAUCUACCCAUGAAAAUCCUGGAGUUCCCCGAAAAAGCUGGGCUGCUGUGUACUCGAGCAAUAUAAUAACAGGUGAGACUCGUAGGUUAACCCCUUACGGAAUCGCCGAUUUCAGCCCUUCUGUGUCUCCUUCUAGGGUUUGGACCGCUGUGGCUUCACAUGGUGAGAAGGGUUGGGACGGGGAGGUAGAAGAACUCAACACGGAUAUUUAUAUUUUCAGGACUCGAGAUGGAUCUGAGAGGAUUAAAUUGGUCGAUCAUGGAGGUUGGCCUUGUUGGGCGGAUGAUUUCACUCUGUAUUUCCAUCGCAGAAGCGAAGAUGGAUGGUGGAGCGUUUACAGAGCGAGUCUGCCUCGGAUGAGAAGGAUACGAGCCGAGUCAGUGGCGAUUGAGCGAGUCACCCUACCGGGUCUCCACGCGUUCACUCCAGCUUCUUCACCGAGUAACAAGAGCUUCAUCGCCGUGGCAACGAGGAGACCCACUUCUAAUUUCCGUCAUAUCGAGCUCUUCGACCUUGAACGCAACGAGUUCAGGGAGUUGUCUCAGCGAGUCUCACCCAAUACUCACCAUUACAACCCGUUUUUCUCCCCCGAUUCGACUCGCGUUGGGUAUCACAGAUGCAGAGGAAGCAGAAAUGAAGGAACAAGUGGUCAUCUUCUGCUUGAGAAUCUCGAGAGCCCAUUAAAGGGUGUCUCUCUGUUCAGGAUUGAUGGGUCUUUCCCUUCCUUCUCACCCGAUGGAAAACGAAUUGCUUACGUGGAUUUCCCCGGCGUUUACGUUGUGAAUCGUGACGGUUCCAGAAAGAGGCAAGUCUUUCCCAGCACCGCCUUCUCUACUGCUUGGGACUGGAAGCGAAGAGGGGUUGUCUACACCAGCGUCGGGCCCACAUUUGCUAAAGAAAGCACAGGCGUUGAUAUAGUAUCUAUCGCUGUUGAUGAAGACGAAGAUGACGAAACGGGUUAUGCCCCUUACAAGAAACUGACGAUUGAUGGCAAAAACAAUGCAUUCCCGUCAGCGUCGCCGGAUGGAAAGUGGGUCGCAUUCCGGUCGGGCCGGUCAGGCCACAAGAACCUAUAUUUGAUGGAUGCUUUAGAAGGAGAGAAAGGUGGGCUCCGCAGGCUUACAGAGGGGCCAUGGACGGAUACGAUGUGCAAUUGGUCUCCAGAUGGCGAGUGGAUCGCUUUUGCUUCGGACCGGGAUAACCCGGGUGGAGGGAGUUUUGCUAUUUACUUCAUACACCCUAAUGGAACCGGGCUUAAGAAGGUGGUUCACAGCAGUGAGGCCGGUAGAACCAAUCAUCCCUGGUUCAGCCCGGAUGGGAAGAGCAUUGUGUUUACAUCUGACUAUGCGGCUGUGUCAGGAGAGCCAAUUGCAAAUCCUCAUCACUAUCAGCCCUAUGGUGAUAUUUACACGGCUAAGGUGGACGGGUCGGAUGUCCAGAGGCUGACCCAUAACUCGUAUGAGGAUGGUACACCUGCAUGGGGGCCCACGUUCAUCCGGCCUGUCGAUGUGGUUGACUCACCGUAUAGUAAGGGUGGAUGCUCUUUUGAUGAUUGUCAUUGGCUGGGACAGGCUAAUAGUAAUGAGGUUGGGACCUUGGGAUCAUCAAAUCCCGGGUCUCCUCAACGAAGGGGUCCAAGCCCGAAUGUGGUUAAGUGUUGAAAAUCUGAGCUGAGGUUUGUACGUAUGUGAUCGAAUGA